CGGUCAUCGUGUGAUGACACACAGCAUAUGUGCUCCGAUGUCCCCGCAACAUAGACUUGCUGCACGACCAGAAGUUUACACCUUGGUCCCGGUCUCGAAAGUUCAAUGAAGCCAGACACCUCCCUCUGGCCAGGAACAUGAAGGGCUUAUCGGGGAGCCGCUCCCAACACCAGAUCCCUUUACCCCAUGGGCUUGACUAUGACCCUCAUGUGCAUGACCUCCACACACACCAUGGCUUGGACUCCCGCCACACCUCCUACCUGCUCAGCCCAACACAGAGCUGUCCUAUGGACUUCCAACAUCGCUACUCACCACGGAGCUCCAUCCACUCUGACUGUAUGAUGAUGUCCCCGGUUGUGAUGCCUCCUGUUGCCGUGUCUGACCACAUCUCCAGCAGCACGUUUCCCCGAAUGCACUACAGCUCUCAGUAUUAUGAUUCAGCCACACGGGAUGACUGCGUCGCUCAUGCCGGCACCAAGAGCAAUCGCCUGCCCGCCAACCUGUUGGAUCAAUUUGAAAAGCAAAUGCCACUACACCGGGAUGGCUUCCACACAUUACAGUAUCAGCGCACAUCCACCACCGCCGAACAACGCAGCGAGAGUCCUGGGCGUAUCAGACACCUUGUUCAUUCUGUCCAAAAGCUCUUCACAAAGUCCCACUCCCUGGAAGGAUCAUCAAAGAUGAAUGGCACAAAAGGUGACAUUGUAGGAGGUGGAGGAUCAGGGAGUUACCAUCAUCAUGGGCAUCAGACUAACAAACAUGGUAGCAAGAGGAGCAAGAGCAAAGAACGCAAGCAACGAUCCGGCGGCUGGUGGAGCUCCGAUGACAAUCUGGAUAGCGACAGCACUUACCGCACUCCCAGUGUUAUGUCACGACACCACGGGGAACAUAUCACCCAUUGUUACCCAGAUUCCAUACACGGACACCACUUUGGAGAUCUGUCACUCAAGGCUUCGAAGAGUAACAACGACGUCAAGUGCAUAGCGUGCGACAGUAUGGCAAUGGCGCCUGAAGGCAAAUUCAUGAAGAGGAGCUCCUGGUCUACACUGACUGUUAGCCAGGCUAAGGAGGCCUAUAGAAAGUCAUCACUCAACUUAGAGAAAACCAUGAUGCACGCAGACCUUAAGCCUUCACGGACCUGUCACUAUCUGCAGGUUCCUCAAGAUGAGUGGGGUGGAUACCCCGGUGAGAAGGAUGACGAGAUCCCAUGUCGGCGGAUGAGGAGCAGUAGCUAUGUCAAAGCUAUGGGAGAGGUGGAUGAUGAUAGUGGCGAUUCCGAAAGCCCCAAGACCUCCCCACAGAAAAGCAUUCGGCCAGAUGCUCUUGUCCUUAAGUCAGCCAUGCACAGACCGCAUUUUGACUCCCAAAGCCCGGGCUACCGCUUGCAAACCAUGAGAGAUAUGCGGGCCCACCCGAGUGUUACGCUGGACCCUGCCACCACUUUUCAUCCACCGCCCUUCCGCUCUCGCAACCAGAGUUACAUGCGUGCUGUCAGCACCCUCAGUCAGGCUAGCUGCGUCAGCCAGGUGAGUGAGACUGAGAUCAAUGGCCAGUUUGAGUCAGUUUGCGAGUCCGUUUUUAGUGAAGUAGAAUCCCAGGCUAUGGAGGCCUUGGACCUGCCGGGUUCGUUCCGCACUCGAAGCCACAGUUACCUCCGUGCAAUACAGGCUGGUUAUUCCCAAGAUGACGACUGCUUGCCUUCAAUGACAUCCUCCACUGUCACUUCAACUCUCAGAUCCACAACAGUGGUGUCAUAUCCUCCUAGUUUCAAGAAGACUCCACCUCCUGUGCCCCCGCGUGCCACCACCAAGCCUCUUAUCUCUGUGACAGCCCAGAGCAGCACCGAGUCCACCCAAGAUGCCUACCAGGAGGGGAGGCCACCGCGAGGCGGUCUGUGGACCACCGACAGCCUCGGACGCCCCAUCUACAGCUCCAUGGACAGCCUGGACAGCUCCAAGGCGGUCACGAUGGCCAUGGAGUCUGCGGCGCCCAAGAGGCACGCGUCUUUGGGCAGCCACAGCUCCAUCCAGACAUGCGACAAAGCCGUGUUGGUAUCCAAGGCAGAAGAGUACCUCAAAACCCCUAGAUCCUCUAUCGGGAUACAGGUGGAAACUGUGACAGAUUCCGAGACUGAAAGCAAGGGCCUUCCGCAGUUUCACUCUAUAGGUAUCCAGGUGGAGGAUCACAAAAGGCGUGGGCGGGUCAAGCGCUCCAACAGUGUUACCACUGCAGUGCAAGCCGACAUGGAGCUGGAAGGCUUCCCUUCCAUGGAAGACAAGGGUCUGCAGUUCGGUGGCGCUUUUGGUCGCCACUCUGAGCCCAGCACGCCCACGCAGUACGGGGCCAUCCGCACAGUGCGCACACAGGGCCUGUUUAGCUACAGAGAGGACUAUCGGGCCUCCAGUGGGGCCCCCAGCCUGCAGCCUGAACCCUGGCUGGCUGAACCUAGCCUGGAGGCCAGUGAGAUGGGUCGAGUGUCUCCUCUUCGCAGGGAUGGCGGCUGGUUCAUGCAGCUUCUUCACAAUGAAUCCAAAAGGAUGGAGGGAUGGUGUAAAGAGAUGGAGAGGGAGGCAGAGGAGCAUGAUCUGUCGGAGGAGAUUCUCGGGAAAAUCCGGAGUGCGGUGGGAAGUGCUCAGCUGUUAAUGUCCCAAAAGUUUCAGCAGUUUUACUGGCUGUGUCAGCAAAAUCUGGACCCCAGUGCCAUGCCCAGACCCACAUCUCAGGACCUGGCCGGAUUCUGGGACCUCUUGCAGCUUUCCAUUGAAGACGUCACUGCCAAAUUCGAAGAGCUGCAGCAGAUCAAGAGCAACCAGUGGCAGCUGGUUGAGAGUCCUGAGAAGAAGGAUCGUAAGUGGAUUCCUCUUCCGACUAAGAGGCCCGCCAGGGGCCGUGGCGGCAUGAUGCGGGAGCGCUCCCUGGACCUCCAGGACCGCCAGCGUCAGGAAGCCCGCAGACGGCUCAUGGCCGCCAAACGAGCGGCGUCCUUCAGACAGAACUCGGCCACGGAGCGGGCCGACAGCAUCGAGAUCUACAUCCCGGAAGCUCAGACGAGGCUUUGAGGUCCUCGGAUUCAUCCUCGAUCUCUUUCCUCAUCUCCCCCACCCCAUCCAACACCAGCUUUUGGCGUCACAUCUAGCUUCCAUCACCCACCUUAAGAUGCGUUGCCAUUCUCUGGGUUCUUACGCUUAUAGCCUUUAUUUCG
Molecule: messenger RNA, 3202 nt
Organism: Phycodurus eques (leafy seadragon)
Lineage: Eukaryota; Metazoa; Chordata; Actinopteri; Syngnathiformes; Syngnathidae
Product: disks large-associated protein 2-like
Exons: 12
Coding region: 138-3059 (973 amino acids)
Biological process (GO): signaling
Cellular component (GO): glutamatergic synapse; postsynaptic specialization
Molecular function (GO): molecular adaptor activity
Source: RefSeq, a predicted model, not a curated record